GUUUUUCUUGAUCAUGUACUCGUUCAAUGACAUUGACAGUGAUACGUUGAGCAGCAUCCUGGGAUGGGUCUCAAUUGCAUGCUGGAUCGUAGUAUAUUCCCCUCAGAUAUACGCAAAUUACACAUUGCAGUCAGGAGAGGGCCUGAGUCUCGUCUUUGUUUACGUGUGGCUUUUGGGCGACAUAACGAACAUGACGGGUGCCAUUCUUGCUGGUCUGUUGCCUACUAUCAUUAUUCUUGGUCUAUACUACACGUUGUGUGAUAUAAUUUUACUGGUUCAAGUUUACUACUAUCGCAAGAAAGCCACCAGGUCCCUUGCGUUCGAAGGCGUUGAAAGCGAGGAAACUCCUCUAUUACCAAACAGCGCCAAUAACCAAACCAAAAAUGACAUGACCUCAGUGAAAGGACUCGCUCUUCGAUACGCUGGCGCGCUGAUCUUCGUUGUAGUCACCGGAGUAUUAGCGUGGUGGAUCGGUAGCAACAUUGAGAUGGAAGAAAAACUUCCAAAGCGCCAUAGUCUUUUCAUGGUUUGGGCAAUCCAAAUUUUAGGCUGGACAAGUGCAAUUUGCUACCUAGGCUCAAGAAUUCCGCAAAUCAUCAAAAAUUUCGGCACUCGAUGUGAAGGCCUUGCUCCUGCGCUAUUCUUCUUCUCAAUUCUCGGCAACGCGACUUAUUCUCUAUCUAUAUGUGUCAAGAGCAUGGAAAAAGAAUACCUCAUCACCAAUGCUAGCUGGCUUGCAGGCAGCGCGUUGACAAUAUUCUUGGAUCUCGUUGUCCUAUCCCAGUUCUCCUACUUUCGUUAUAUAGCUCUCAAACGUGUCGUCCGGAUUCUGCCAGCCGAAAAUAUACCACAAAGAGAAUCAUAGAUGCAAGUAACAUUGAGCUUGGACUACGCCACUAGAGAACGGCGCUAUGUGGUUCAAUUGGAUAUUGAUUUGUACUUAUCUAGCGUCAGCAAGCCGAAGUGAUAGAUUGUUAUACAUAGUCUUGUUGGCCCAACAAAAUGGUGGGAAGACUGAAAUGGAAAAUGGACAACGUGAACUUU
Molecule: messenger RNA, 1044 nt
Organism: Lentinula edodes (shiitake mushroom)
Lineage: Eukaryota; Fungi; Basidiomycota; Agaricomycetes; Agaricales; Omphalotaceae
Product: PQ-loop-domain-containing protein
Exons: 8
Coding region: 14-865 (283 amino acids)
Biological process (GO): basic amino acid transmembrane export from vacuole
Cellular component (GO): fungal-type vacuole membrane
Source: RefSeq, a predicted model, not a curated record